Erinaceus europaeus (western European hedgehog) is the source of this 1047-nucleotide messenger RNA. It is a transcript of the gene MYL1, whose product is annotated as myosin light chain 1. The coding region runs from base 151 to 723 and encodes 190 amino acids. Gene Ontology annotation, molecular function: calcium ion binding. The record is from RefSeq and is a predicted model, not a curated record. The transcript has 7 exons. Gene Ontology annotation, cellular component: myosin II complex; contractile muscle fiber. NCBI's taxonomy places the organism in Eukaryota, Metazoa, Chordata, Mammalia, Eulipotyphla, Erinaceidae.
UUAUACCAUUGAACACUCUGGGUCCGCCUUCAAGACACUGGGCUGUGGAUCAACCCAACCACCACUCCUCUUGCAAGAAUCAUUUUGACAAGUUCUUUUGGAGGUGCUCCUUCUCUCUCUCUCUUUUAACCCAUCCUCCUUUUGAACAAAAUGGCACCAAAGAAGGACGUGAAGAAACCAGCAGCUGCCCCAGCCCCAGCCCCAGCCCCUGCACCUGCACCUGCUCCAGCCAAACCCAAAGAAGAAAAAAUUGACCUCUCUGCCAUUAAGAUCGAGUUCUCUAAGGAACAGCAAGAUGAAUUCAAGGAGGCAUUCCUCCUGUUUGACAGAACAGGGGAAAACAAGAUCACCUUAAGCCAGGUUGGUGAUGUCCUUCGGGCACUGGGCACAAAUCCCACUAAUGCAGAGGUCAAGAAAGUCCUGGGAAACCCCAGCAAUGAAGAGAUGAAUGCCAAGAAAAUUGAGUUUGAACAAUUUCUGCCCAUGAUGCAAGCUAUUUCCAACAACAAGGACCAGGGUAGCUAUGAAGACUUUGUUGAGGGGCUGCGUGUCUUUGAUAAGGAAGGGAAUGGUACAGUCAUGGGUGCUGAACUCCGCCAUGUCCUAGCCACACUGGGUGAAAAGAUGAAGGAGGAAGAAGUAGAAGCCUUGAUGGCAGGUCAAGAAGACUCCAAUGGCUGCAUCAACUAUGAAGCAUUUGUCAAGCAUAUCAUGUCCAUUUAAAUGGAGCACUAAAGAUCAAGUAUUCUUAAGGAAGACUGGCUGGAACUUUAUUUUAAUAAUACCCAUGACGAAUUGUCUGAAUCUGCAUACCGUCAUUCAGAAAAGCAAACAAAUGGACUGUUCUAAACUGAGAAAUUCCCUGACGUUUUAUAUAUCGUACAUUUCUUUCUUAAUUAUAUUCAUACCACACAAGCUGAGUGUCUCUUGUUCCAGACAAGAAGGAUAAGAUGUUAACAAUGUCAAGCACUGCUAUUUAUUUUCUACCAUGGGUCAAUGAAUAUCCUUAAAAUAUUAAGUCAAUAAACAUUUUGUGUCAGUCAGGAA